AUUCCGUUCGGAGUUUUCGGAGGAAGAAGUCAAGAAGACGACCGCGCCGAUUCCUUAUAAAUCGAGGAAGGAGGUUCACCUUCCGCAAACAAAGACGCAAAGUUUCAAAAGAGCUCGGCGUCUCUCUCUUACCCCUUCCAUUGCCGUUCCUCUUCAACACGAUGCCUAGUAUUCAGUGCGCACCGCCGCUGAGCCGCGAGGAGUACUCUUACAUGGCGAUGGUUGCCGAGGAGGCGGAGCGAUUUGACGAGAUGGGACGGAUCAUAGAGGAGAUGGUGAGGAGGACAUCUUCAUUGGGUGAGUUUGCGGCCGAUGAGCGCAACCUCAUUGCCAUUGCUCACAAGAAAAUGGUAGAUGCUCGACGCGCCUCAUGGCGGAAGGUUGUCUCCGUUGAAUCGCAAGAGGGGAAACUCAGCAGCGAGUUUAAUCCUAAGAUCGUCAAGAGUUUCCGCAAGAGGAUUGAGGCUGAGCUCGACGAAAUCUGUGGUGCAAUCAUCUCGCUGCUUGGCUCUCAUCUCAUCCCCUCCGCCUCAACAAGCGAGGCCAAAGUGUUUUUUCUUAAGAUGAAGGGGGAUUAUCACCGGUAUCUUGCGGAAUUUAAGGUUGGCGAUGGGAGGAAGCAUGCUGCGUUGCGCUCGAUUGCAGCGUAUAAGGAGGCGGAGGAUAUUGCUCUUGUGCAUCUGGCCCCAACAAAUCCAGCCAGACUUGGACUUGCCCUCAACUUCUCUGUCUUCUGCUUUGAGAUUCUUAAUUUAUCAGAGAACGCUCGCCAAAUAGCUCAGCAGGCAUUUAAGGAAGCUAUUGGAGACUUGGAUAAGCUAGCUCAGGAUUCUUAUAGCCAUGCGAGACUCCAAUUGCAAUCUUUGCAAGACAAUCUCACCCUCUGGAAUUAUGAUAUUCAGGAUGAAGCUGUUAAGGGAUGCUGACAGAAUUAGGAGCUUCACUUAGAUGUACUUAGUUGUCUUCUGUAUAUAAUUACACAAGCCAAGUUAGGAUUUAGUCACAAUGAUAGUUUGUUUAUUGUUAACGAUUUAGAUUUCUUUGGGACGACUUUUUUACUGUUUUUUAAAACAGCUUUCUAGUACAUUUUUUUUUACUAGAAAGCAGUUUUAAGAAACAAUAAAAAAAACUGUCCCAAACGAAGCCUUAAUCU
Messenger RNA from Dendrobium catenatum, 1153 nucleotides. Its product is annotated as 14-3-3-like protein GF14 kappa. Gene Ontology annotation, cellular component: cytoplasm. NCBI's taxonomy places the organism in Eukaryota, Viridiplantae, Streptophyta, Magnoliopsida, Asparagales, Orchidaceae. The transcript is spliced from 4 exons. The record is from RefSeq and is a predicted model, not a curated record. Gene Ontology annotation, biological process: signal transduction. The coding region runs from base 162 to 926 and encodes 254 amino acids.